Propithecus coquereli (Coquerel's sifaka) is the source of this 2160-nucleotide messenger RNA. RefSeq names its product hydroxylysine kinase (gene HYKK). Gene Ontology annotation, molecular function: amino acid kinase activity. The transcript has 5 exons. Lineage: Eukaryota; Metazoa; Chordata; Mammalia; Primates; Indriidae. The record is from RefSeq and is a predicted model, not a curated record. Bases 79 to 1209 code for a protein of 376 amino acids.
UGCGCGAGCGCUGGGACGCGGCCGCAGCACCUGGCUGCUGGAGAGCGGGAUCUUCCCGGACGCCGGCUUCUUGCUGACAUGUCAAGUGGAGAUGAUCAACAAUCACAGACUCUUGCCAAACCCACUUUCAGUGAGGUACAAGCCUCUGCAUUAGUGGAAUCGGUAUUUGGGUUAAAAGUUUCCAAGAUCCAGCCACUUCCUAGCUAUGAUGACCAAAACUUUCAUGUAUACAUUUCAAGAACCAAAGACAGUACAGACGGCCCAACUGAAUAUGUCCUCAAAAUCAGCAACACUGAGGCUAGCAAACACCCAGACCUGAUUGAAGUUCAGAGCCACAUCAUCAUGUUUCUGAAAGCAGCUGGGUUUCCAACAGCCUCGGUGUGUCGAACUAAAGGAGACAACACAACUUCUCUCGUGUCUGUAGACAGUGGCUCGGAGACCAAAAGCUACUUGGUGAGGCUGCUGACUUACCUCCCAGGAAGGCCCAUAGCUGAGGUUCCCGUCAGCCCCCGGCUGUUAUAUGAAAUUGGAAGGCUAGCUGCCAGAUUGGAUAAGACACUGGAGAAGUUCCAUCACCCAAAGUUAAAUAUUCUUCAUCGGGAGAACUUCAUCUGGAAUCUGAAAAAUGUCCCUCUUCUGGAGAAAUAUCUGUAUGCCCUGGGCGAGAACAGAAGUCAAAAGAUUGUUGAGCAGGUCAUUCAGCUGUUCAAGGAGGAAGUAAUGACCAAAUUAAGUCAUUUCCGACAAUGUAUCAAUCAUGGAGAUCUUAACGACCAUAACAUUUUAAUAGAGUCCAGCAAGUCAGCCUGUGGAGAUGCUGAAUAUCAAGUGUCUGGGAUUUUAGACUUUGAUGACAUGAGCUAUGGCUACUAUGUAUUUGAAGUGGCAAUCGCCAUCAUGUACAUGAUGAUUGAAAGCAAGAAUCCCAUACAAGUAGGAGGCCAUGUCCUUGCAGGGUUUGAGAGUAUAAUCCCACUGACAGCUGUAGAGAGGGGUGCUUUGUUUCUACUUGUAUGCAGUCGUUUUUGUCAGUCACUUGUCAUUGAUGCACACUAUUGCCAGCUAUACCCAGAGAACAAAGACUAUCUCAUGAUUACUGCAAAAACUGGGUGGAAGCACUUACAGCAAAUGUUUGACAUGGGCCAGAAAGCCGUAGAGGAAAUCUGGUUUGAAACUGCAAAGUCCUGUGAAUGUGGGAUCUCCAUGUGACUAGACAAAAGUUCACAUUAACUUGAGUAAUUAAAAACCCAAAAGAACCACAUCAAAGGACUUUCCCGCAUAGUUAAAAAUGAACUAAUGGAACAGAUCAAUUCUGAGUAUGACAAAGCACAUGAAACUUCUAAGGUCUUCAAGCAAUCUCAUGACCGGUUUUUAAACUUAAGAAAGUACUGCAUAAGCAAGCAUGUCUUUCUGUGGGUCUUGCUUGCCUUGUAUAUAAAACACAUAUAAUGAUAUUUUGAAUCAGAUAAUCUCUAGGUCUGUUCACCCUGGAAUCAAUGACUUUUUUAAACUUUGAAAGGAAUAUAUAUGUAUAAAUAUAUUCACAUAUUUUAAGUAACUGGACAUAACAUACAGACCUAGCUAACGUAUCACCAGUUCUAUGAAACCUUCUCUGAUCUCUUCUUUCUCUAGAAUCCCAUUGUACUGUGUCUUUUUCAUGGCAUAUCACUUUGCAUAAUGGAUCAUGGUUGUGCAGUCAUCUAGCCUGAGGGCUAUUUGAGGGCGGAGACCAUGUAAAGCUUAUUUUUGUCUCAUCCCUUCUUCUCACACCUGCUACAGUGCCUUUCCCACAGAGAACUCUUUACAAAUACUUGCAGAAUGAAUGUAUGUUAGAAGAAAGGCUGGGGAAGGCGCACACUAAGAUGCCUUAGGGUAAAACACAGAAGGUAUUCUUCGAGAACAUUUUUUAGCUUGUUUGAAAGGGUAGAUGAAACUGGAACUGCAGAGAUAGAUGCUGGAAGAUGCGAACUGCAAGGAAGCAGAUAAAGACAUCCAGGCAAGGCCACUAACCCCUGAGCCACCUAAAUAUAAUGGUUAGUUUUCAGACUAAUACCGGGAAUGUCCCUAAGCAGAUAUUUUUAAAUUCUCUAUAAUUUAUGUUUCUUUUUGUAUGACCAUAAACUGGAGCUCACUAUAUACUUGGCUUAAAUUAUACCACUG